UUCAAACUUUUCUCGCUUCUCUUCGCUAGUUUCAACUGUUUAUUUGCAUAUCUCACCCAGUAAUUCGUUAUCCAACUUUAUUCUAUCCUCUUUCGCAAUCUUAAUUCAUAUACCUGAUCAAAAAAUACCUUCUUUUUGGUUUCCUCUUCCUCUCUUUUGCUGCUUUUGUUGGGUCUAUUUCUUCUUUUUUUUAUUAUCCAAAAAAACUUUAUUCAAAUUCACCUCAAUCUACAUUCUUUCAUCACUAUAAAAUCACUACAAAAUUACUUGCUUUUCCCUUUCUUCUAACAACCUACUUCCUUUUCUUUUCUUGUCUUUUCUUUUUAUUUCGUUUCAUAUCAUCCAGUUUCACGUCCACCUUCUCUUCUCUUUCUUCAACAUCUUUGCUAUUUUUCUUUAUUUCUUAUAAUUAAUAAUGUCCUUAGCUAACUCCAUCACUUCAUCCCACACCAACACAAAAAAACCUCCUCAAGGCCCAAGAUCAAAGUCAAAGCCUUCCUAUAUUACAAGAUCGAAUUCCAUCAAAUCAGUAUCCACUUCGUUGAAUUUAAAUAAUAACGACUACUUGUCCGGUCCAUCUGAUACUGAACAAGGUUACGAUUCAGAAUACGAUAACGAUAGUAACAAUAACAAAUACUCUAUCUCCACAGUUGCUGCAACUCUAGAUAACUCUUUACCUUCAGACUACUUUAAACAAGACAUCCUAUCCCUAAUCAAAUCUUUGAAUAUCCCCAAAUGGUCAAAACUACCUUCAAAAUUAGCCCUUGAUUUAAAUGUCUUCAACAUCUCCGGUGCUUUAACCAAUGUAAUCUACAAAAUCGAUCCUCCUUCUUCAAAAACAUUGAAAAAGAAUAAAUUUAUCUACUUCUUGAAUCCUCUAUUAUUAAGAAUCUAUGGCCCAGGUUCCGAUUCUCUAAUCGACAGAGAUUAUGAAUUGUUGGUCUUGUCAAGACUAUCGAAAAAAAACAUCGGCCCUAAACUAUUAGGCUCCUUCUCAAAUGGCAGAUUUGAACAAUGGUUGAAUAAUGCUCAAGUAUUAAAACCUACUCAAGUAGCUGACCUCAAACUAUCGAGAACCAUAGCAAGAAGAAUGAAACAACUACAUAUAGGUAUUCAAUUAAAUAACCCUGAAAUUAACAAUGGUCCUUCAAUUUGGAAAAGAAUCGACGAUUGGUUGAACUUGGCUGAACUAACUCUCAAUUUAAAUAAAAUCAAUGCCUCCAAUUUCUUGUUAUCCGAUUUCCAAACUUAUAAAAACAUCAUCAAUAAAUACAAAUUGUGGCUAUAUAAUAGAUACAAAUCAAUUCAAGAUUUAAAGGAUUCCCUAGUAUUCUGUCAUAAUGAUACUCAAUACGGUAAUAUCUUAUUUACAACCUCCACCCAUAAAGAUCUUUUAAAAAAAUUCAACAAUGCCAAUUUAAGUGACAAUAACAAUAAAAACGAUACCGAUAAUGUAAAUGAAGAGGAAGAACAAAAAGAAGAUAAAAGAUUGGUCGUUAUCGAUUUUGAAUAUGCCGGUGCAAACGUCCCUGCUUACGAUAUAGCAAAUCAUUUUAUGGAAUGGUUGGCUGAUUAUACUAAUAGCGAAACUGCUCAUUUAUUGGUCGAGGAUCGUUAUCCCAGUGAUAAACAAAUCACUAAUUUCUUAGCUAGUUAUAUUAAAUACCAUUCAACUAUUCACAACAAUACUGAAGAAUUGGAAAAACAAGUGAAAAUCUUGUAUAACGAUAUAAUCGCCUGGAGAGCAGCAAGUAAUAUUGUUUGGUCGCUAUGGGGUAUUAUUUCCAAUUCUGAUUUUCAUAAAAAAGUGGUCAUUGAAGAUGGUCCAAAGGGCGAAAAAUAUAAAAUUCUUAAUGAAGACAGCAACAAUAUUAAAGAAGAGGAACAAGAAGCCAAUGAAAUUGAACUAUUCGAUCAUUUCGGUUAUUCAAAUCAAAAAGCUGGAUUGGUCUGGGGUGAUCUUAUUCAAUUGGGUAUUGCUACUAAAGAUGAUGUAGAACAUUCUGACCAAAUCAAAUAUUUGCCAGUUAAAUUUUUCCAUAUUUAGAUAUCAGUUAUGUAUGAAUAUAUGUAAAUAUAUACGAAUAAAG
Molecule: messenger RNA, 2090 nt
Organism: Ascoidea rubescens DSM 1968
Lineage: Eukaryota; Fungi; Ascomycota; Saccharomycetes; Ascoideales; Ascoideaceae
Product: choline/ethanolamine kinase
Exons: 1
Coding region: 416-2047 (543 amino acids)
Biological process (GO): phosphatidylethanolamine biosynthetic process; phosphatidylcholine biosynthetic process
Cellular component (GO): cytoplasm
Molecular function (GO): ethanolamine kinase activity; choline kinase activity
Source: RefSeq, a predicted model, not a curated record